Striga asiatica is the source of this 1059-nucleotide messenger RNA. Lineage: Eukaryota; Viridiplantae; Streptophyta; Magnoliopsida; Lamiales; Orobanchaceae. The record is from the annotation of a GenBank genome assembly.
AUGGAGACAAGCCGAGCCGAAGCCGAGCGUCUCCUUGGCAUCGCCGAGAAGCUCCUCCGCAACAAGGACUACGGCGGCUGCAGGGACUUCGCCAUUCUGGCUCAGGAGACGGAGCCGCUGCUCGAUGGCUCCGAUCAGAUGCUAGCCGUGGCCGAGGUCCUCCUGGCCGCCGAGAACAAGCGGCUCAACAGCAGCCAGCCGGAUUGGUAUGCUGUUCUCCAGAUCCCGCAGCGCACAGACGAAGCCGAGCUGAUCAAGAAACAGUACCGGCGGCUCGCGCUCCUCCUCCACCCGGACAAGAACAAGUUCCCAUUCUCCGACUCGGCCUUCCGGCUCGUAGCCGAAUCGUGGGCCGUGCUCUCAGAUCCAGCCAAGAAAUCGGCGUACGACGGCGAGCUCGCUUCCCGGUUCACCAAGGUGGAUCUCGUGGCCGCGAAAAAGCAGCAUUUCAAUCAACAGCAGAAAAGUCAGCCGCAGGCGAGGGGAGAUAACCCGCAUCAAAAAAUUCCCGUCCGCCGUAGCGCGAGAGGCGGUUCCAGCGCCGGCGGUGGCACCACCGCCGCCGAAGCUGACGUCGCCGGGGUGAAAUCGACCGCCAGCGAAAACCCUAGCUUGGCGGGGAACAUCUGGACGGCGUGCCCUUACUGCUACAAUCUGUACGAGUACCCCAGGAUCUACGAGGGCUGUUGCUUGAGAUGUGACAACGAGAACUGCAAGAGAGCUUUCACGGCGGCCCCGAUCUUGUCUAUGCCGCCCAUGGUGCCUGGGUCAGAGGCGUAUUACUGCUGUUGGGGCUUUUUCCCCAUGGGGUUUGCCGGAGGCAAUUCUGGGAAGGGAAAUGGGUUUCCUACAUGGAUGCCGCCAAUGUUUGGGGAAAGUGAGGCGGCACCAGCACCAGCACCAGCACCAGCACCACCGGAGGAGGUGCAGGCAGAUCCCACCUCCGCCCCGCCAUCUCCGCCACCUCCGCCGCCACCACAGCCACCUCAGAAUGCACCACCGGUUGCUGCUGCUGCACCUACAGCCAGAAAGAGGGGCAGGCCAAGGAAGAAUGUCUAG